Doryrhamphus excisus (bluestripe pipefish) is the source of this 3784-nucleotide messenger RNA. RefSeq names its product arginase 2 (gene arg2). Gene Ontology annotation, molecular function: manganese ion binding; arginase activity. Gene Ontology annotation, cellular component: cytoplasm; mitochondrion. The record is from RefSeq and is a predicted model, not a curated record. Lineage: Eukaryota; Metazoa; Chordata; Actinopteri; Syngnathiformes; Syngnathidae.
CGCUGCGCGUGUGUAGGGACCCAUUUUUGGUGUGUGUGUGUGUGUGUCAGAGAGAGAGAGAGGCAGAGUUAAACAAGGGCGCCAGCUCAUGAAUAUUAAUUAGCUGGGGCAGCCAUAAAACCGGAAGUGCGAAGAAAGGGGGUUGGUCCCAUUCAGCAUCCAAAGAAGAAGCAACAUCUCGCCGCUCUUUCGUCAGACUUGAAGCGUGCGCGGCUUCGGAACCACCAUGGCUCUCAGGGGACAAGUGGGCCGCCUUAUCCGGACCCGGGCGCUCUGCGGCGGCGGCGGCGGGCAGUCGAGCCGAGCCCAUUCGGUGGCGGUGCUGGGGGCUCCGUUCUCCCGAGGACAGAAACGAAGGGGAGUGGAACACGGGCCCAAAGUCAUCCGGGAUGCGGGACUCAUCGAGAGGCUGUCCGGUUUAGAUUACGCCGUGCACGACUUUGGCGACCUCGCCUUCCAUCACCCGCAGACAGACGAACCCUACAUGAACGUCAAGUUCCCUCGCACGGUGGGCGCCGCCAAUAAGAAGCUGUCUGGCGCCGUGAGCCGAGCGGUGGGCAGCGGCCACACCCUCGUCGUGCUGGGAGGCGACCACAGCCUCGCCGUGGGCUCCGUGGCAGGCCACGCCCAGCAGUGUCCCGACCUGUGUCUCAUCUGGAUCGACGCUCACGCCGACAUCAACACGCCCGUGACGUCGCCGUCGGGGAACCUCCACGGACAGCCAGUGGCCUUCAUGCUGAAGGAGCUGCGAGACAAGAUCCCUGACAUUCCCGGAUUCUCCUGGGUGAAGCCGUUCCUCUCCUGCAGGGACCUGGUCUACAUCGGGCUGAGGGAUGUGGACCCUGGAGAGUACCACAUUAUGAAGAAUUUGGGCAUCCAGUACUUCACCAUGAGGGACAUCGACAGACUGGGCAUCCAGAGGGUGACGGAGGUGGCUCUGGACCACGUCCUGGCCAGGAAACAAAGACCCAUCCACCUGAGCUUCGACAUCGACGCCUUCGACCCGUCUUUGGCGCCCGCCACAGGAACGCGUGUGAACGGGGGGCUGACCUACAGGGAGGGCAUCUACAUCACCGAGGAAAUUCACAAUACAGGUCUGCUGUCCGUCAUGGAUCUGGUGGAAGUGAACCCGGUCUUGGGGCCCAACCGGGAGGCCGUGGAGGCCACCGCAUCCCUGGCCGUGGACGUCAUCGCGUCGUCUCUGGGACAGACGAGAGAAGGCGCUCACGUGGUCCUGGACGAGAUCCCCUCCGUGAAGGAGGACGACACGGAGCAGCUUUGCCUCUGAGGGGCGGGGGGGCACCGGGACACAAACUUGAGCAUUCCAGGUGUUGCAUCCAAGACUGCACAGUCCAAGUAGCUGGAGGUGUUUUUUUUUUUUUUUUUAGUUGGUCCACCAUCUUCAUCGCAUCACCAAGUAUUUAACCCUGAAGGUAUUUCCCAAUGGUUUGCCGUGAAACAUCCGGGGUCUCAAACUCACGGUCUGCAGGCCCGUUCCCUGCACCCUACUCAAAUCAGACGUCAAGUUUAACGUUAAGUGCGGGAUUUAGCUUCCUUUAGCUUCCUUAAAGGACUCAUUGGACAACAGUACGGUCAUGGUACCAACACCAAACAGGAAGUAAACACAUAGCGGUGUCCAAGGUGUGGCCCAAGACCCCUUAUAUUAGCGAAAAUUAGCCUUUAGCAGGAAAAAUCUACAGCAAAAAUUGAAAAUUCAUUUCACAACAUGAAAGGUUAAAAAAAAAACGGUACGGUCAUGGUACCAACACCAAACAGGAAGUAAACACAUAGCGGUGUCCAAGGUGUGGCCCAAGACCCCUUAUAUUAGCGAAAAUUAGCCUUUAGCAAGAAAACUCUACAGCAAAAAUGUAAAAUUCAUUUCACAACAACAAGGUUAAAAAAAAGGGUACGGUCAUGGUACCAACACCAAACAGGAAGUAAAAACACAUACCGCCGCAGGGGUGUCCAAGGUGUGGCCCAAGACACGUUAUAUUAGCGAAAAUUAGCCUUUAGCAAAAAAAAUCUCUACAGCAAAAAUGUAAAAUUCAUUUCACAACAAGGUUAAAAAAAACGGUACGGUCAUGGUACCAACACCAAACAGGAAGUAAACACAUACCGCCGCAGGGGUGUCCAAGGUGUGGCCCAAGACCCCUUAUAUUAGCGAAAAUUAGCCUUUAGCAGGAAAAAUCUACAGCAAAAAUUGAAAAUUCAUUUCACAACAUGAAAGGUUAAAAAAAAAACGGUACGGUCAUGGUACCAACACCAAACAGGAAGUAAACACAUAGCGGUGUCCAAGGUGUGGCCCAAGACCCCUUAUAUUAGCGAAAAUUAGCCUUUAGCAAGAAAACUCUACAGCAAAAAUGUAAAAUUCAUUUCACAACAACAAGGUUAAAAAAAAGGGUACGGUCAUGGUACCAACACCAAACAGGAAGUAAAAACACAUACCGCCGCAGGGGUGUCCAAGGUGUGGCCCAAGACACGUUAUAUUAGCGAAAAUUAGCCUUUAGCAAAAAAAAUCUCUACAGCAAAAAUGUAAAAUUCAUUUCACAACAAGGUUAAAAAAAACGGUACGGUCAUGGUACCAACACCAAACAGGAAGUAAACACAUACCGCCGCAGGGGUGUCCAAGGUGUGGCCCAAGACCCCUUAUAUUAGCGAAAAUUAGCCUUUAGCAAGAAAACUCUACAGCAAAAAUUAAAAAUUCAUUUUACAACAACAAGGUUAAAAAAAACAGUACGGUCAUGCUACCAACACCAAACAGGAAGUAAACACCACCGCCGCAGGGGUGUCCAAGGUGUGGCCCAAGACACCUUAUAGUAGCGAAUAUUAGCCUUUAGCAAGAAAACUCUACAGCAAAAAUUGAAAAUUCAUUUUACAACAACAAGGUUAAAAAAAGUAGUAAUAAAAAUUAUGUUAUUUUAGGGCGGCACGGCGGUCGAGUGGUUAGCUCGCAGACCUCACAACUAGGAGACCAGGGUUCAAUUCCACCCUGGGCCAUCUCUGUGUGGAGUUUGCAUGUUCUCCCCGUGCAUGCGUGGGUUUUCUCCGGGUACUCCGGUUUCCUCCCACAUUCCAAAAAAACAUGCUAGGUUAAUUAGCGACUCCAAAUUGUCCAUAGGUAUGAAUGUGAGUGUGAAUGGUUGUUUGUCUAUAUAUCUAUAUGUGCCCUGUGAUUGGCUGGCCACCAGUCCAGGGUGUACCCCGCCUCUCACCUGAAGACAGCUGGGAUAGGCUCCAGCACCCCGUGAGGAAAAGCGGUAGAAAAUGAAUAUUUUAUAAAAAUAUACCUUGAUAUGCUACAAAAAUAAAGUCAAAAUAUUAAGGGAAUAAAGUCAUAAUGAUAGGGAUGGAAAUUAGCAAGAAGUUGAAAUAGUUGGAAAAUUACCAAAGAAUGAUAAGACAAAUUCAUGACCACAUUGCCGGUUAGGCUUCUGUGGACGCGGGCCCCCCCGGGUCAACUGAGUUUGAGACCCCCGAUUUAGACAGAAACUAGAUCGCAAGCUACUAACUUAUUGGACUAUUUAGAGUAAGAAUGGUAUUUAUGAUGAUGAUGAUGACGUUGAUGAGCUGUUUGGCAGGAGAAAGCGCCUGCCUCAAACAUGUCCGCGCUUGUGUGUGUCGUUUUCUUUUGGAGCUGUGCUUUUUAGUCGAGGCCAGCAGUCAUGUUUGCACUUUUGGACCAGCUGCGGUUCCCGUAUUGUCCUGAUUAAUGUCGAUGUUCACGGACCCGAAGUUGUUCAGGAUGUUCCGCUAUUAAAAGAUCACUGUCUGGUCUUCCAUAGGA